AAACAAUAUGGUUGACUCACCUUUCAAAAGCAGAGUCUCCGUCACGUAUGUCGGCACUGCGACAGCAAUCAUAGAAAUUGAUGGCGUCAUCUUCCUCACCGACCCUUAUUUCUCUCCCGAAGGAACUGAGUGGGACGUUGGAAUUGCUACACUCACCAACCAUUAUGAACCGGCCUUAUCCCUAGAUCAGCUUCCGCCCGUCGAUGCCAUCUUGUUAAGCCACGAAGACCAUCCCGAUAAUUUGGAUAUACUAAGCCGUGAUCGUCUACUCGACGGCCGGCGUGUCCUUACUACGGUCGAUGGUGCCUCCAAAAUGAGCCCUAGGCCUGGCAUCCAAGGACUUCGGCCCUGGGAGAACACCACUCUAAACGUGGGAAGCAAACUCUUCAACGUGACAGCUACACCAUGCCAACAUUUGCCAGGGGGUGAGUGUACAGGAUUUGUACUUACGACGGCAGAUUUUGGGACGACAAAUGGAUUACCGAACGCGAUCUAUUUCUCCGGCGAUACCGUCUAUCUUCAAGAACUAUCUCAUAUCAGAGACAACUUCCACAUAUCAUUAGCCUUGUUCAAUCUAGGUGCUGCGUCAGUGGUACUUCCAGGCAGCGCCGAGCCAUUGCUGAUCACGAUGGAUGGGACGCAAGGCGCAAAGCUAUUCCGCGACAUUGGGGCCGAUAUAUUAGUGCCUUUGCACUUUGAGUCGUGGAACCAUUUUUCACAAAGCAAAGAGGCCAUAGCCGCCGCAUUCGGGAACGCGGGAAUCUUAGAUAAGGUAUACUGGUUAGAACCGGGAAAAUCAAGGCAUAUCCUAUAGUUUGAAGGGAUUAUCACAUCAUAUAUCAGGUUGUCAGACGACAUUAAUGAAGAUGGACAUGGCCGAUCGAGAUUAGAACUCCAUUGCAACAUGGCCGAGGGUACGAGAAAGAGAGUCCAUCAUGGGGAUAGAAG
Messenger RNA from Annulohypoxylon truncatum, 948 nucleotides. Its product is annotated as Metallo-hydrolase/oxidoreductase. The record is from RefSeq and is a predicted model, not a curated record. The coding region runs from base 8 to 814 and encodes 268 amino acids. Lineage: Eukaryota; Fungi; Ascomycota; Sordariomycetes; Xylariales; Hypoxylaceae. The transcript has a single exon.